AUGAAGGAUCUCCUGUUCUCUGCGGCGGGCCUGCAGUCGUUUCUACAGAGAUUGGGUGUCGUCGUGGACAAGGCCCCCGGGGCCCUGGGGGUUUAUUACUGGGAGCCGGCUUGGGUGCAGAAUGCGGGGCUGGGGGGUAGCUGUUCGGAUCAUUUGCUGGUGAGUUGGGAGAUGGACGCGGUGCGCACCAGUCUACGGACACUCGGGGGGUUGUAG
Messenger RNA from Penicillium alfredii, 216 nucleotides. RefSeq names its product Glycoside hydrolase superfamily. The record is from RefSeq and is a predicted model, not a curated record. Bases 1 to 216 code for a protein of 71 amino acids. Gene Ontology annotation, molecular function: glucosidase activity. NCBI's taxonomy places the organism in Eukaryota, Fungi, Ascomycota, Eurotiomycetes, Eurotiales, Aspergillaceae. The transcript has a single exon.